Molecule: messenger RNA, 747 nt
Organism: Penaeus chinensis
Lineage: Eukaryota; Metazoa; Arthropoda; Malacostraca; Decapoda; Penaeidae
Exons: 2
Coding region: 1-747 (248 amino acids)
Source: RefSeq, a predicted model, not a curated record
AUGGAAGCGAUCCAGAUUCUGCUGGUAACACUUACAACGGCUGCUUUUGCAGCUCCUCAAGGAUAUGCCGUGGGUGCUCCAUCAGGUGCAGGGCUCUCGUCUGGACCAGGACCAGAGUCUUCGGGAGGAGUGAGUUCACACGAAGAUGAGAGUUCACACGAAGACGAUUCUAGCCGUGAAGACGGUGCCACUGCUGCCUGCAAAGAGGGGGAAGUUCUACAUGUAGAUGGUACUUGUGUAGUUCCCGAUAUCACAAGAAAAGUAUAUCUUUUUGAAGUUCCCGAGCAGGAACAGCCUGUUGGUCCACCACCCAGUCUUCCUCCUCCGGCAGUAGAGCACAACAUCCUCUUCGUACGCCUUCCUGAGGGGGGACCAGCACCCGAGCCAAUCGUUCUUCCUCCACCAAGACAGAACAACAUUGUCUAUGUCCUCAACAAACAGGACCAACAAGUUCAGCGAGUGAUCGAAGUACCAGCUUACCCUCAAGUAGAUCCUGAGAUUUACUUCGUCAACUACCAAGAAGGAGAAAAUCCAACCCUUCCCUUCGGAGUGAACCUUGAAACUGUUCUCAGUACUGCUGCAGCUGCUGGUGGCCAAGUCCUUGGUGGCGUUGGCGAUGUUGAUGGAGCUGCUACAGGACAAGGCGGAAGCGGAGCCGAAUUGGGCAGUGUCAGUGCAGCCGGUAUCGGUUUGCAAGUUAAUGGUGGCGCGGGAGUAGACCCGUCUGGUCUUUAUGCGACGCCAUAA